GUUCAGAGUUCUUCCUCGCUCUCAUCUUCCUCUUGCCAGAACCUGGUGACAAAAUGGAGAGCCACCACACCUUCCUGUACUUUGCAUACGGCAGCAACCUCCUGAAGGAGCGGCUCCAGCUCAAGAACCCCUCUGCAACAGUUCACUGUGUGGCCAGGCUCAAGGACUAUAAACUGGUGUUUGGGAACCAUAGAGGCUUGGCCAGUGACCGGUGGCAUGGAGGUGUAGCCACCAUAGAGCACAGCCUAGGUGACGAGGUGUGGGGUGUCGUCUGGAGGAUGAACAUGUCUGAUCUAGAGUCUCUAGACAGUCAGGAGAAUGUGACAUUAGGUGCGUACAGUCCUGUGGAGCUCUCAGUGAAGACAAAGGGCCAGGAGCUCAACUGUCGCACCUACAUAAUGAACAGCUGUGUGUACGCCCCGCCGUCGCCUCAGUACCUGCAGGUGAUCAGGAUGGGGGCGGAGCAGAACGGUCUGCCCAUGGACUACCAGGAGAAGCUGAGAGCGAUCAAGACCAACAUGUACGAGGGUCCGCUGCCCAUGAUGGCUGAACUGGAGAGAGCCAGGAGGAGAGCUAAAGAGAGGGCCAACCACCGCUCUGAUGCCUGAUGCUUCAGCAGAAUCUAGGUCCACGUUGUACUACAGGACAGCCCUUGUAACACUGUAUUCAUCAUAAUACUGUAGAUGAACCAGUUCACCUGAGGAGGCUGACCUUAGCUCAGCAGCCAGGUCUCUGACAGAGCCCACUGAUGGCUCUGUGGUCUGCACAGAUGAAAAUCACUGUGUCAUUUACAGAGUGGAGGUGUGAGAUCCACCAUAACUGUUGAGUGAAUAUAUAUGACCACGAGGAUCAGUACUGCAGGCUGUAACUUUCUUUUUGCUUCACUAUCGUGCCUUUAUGUUUUUAUGGCUGAGAUAUUUCAGAGCCUAUUUCCUGCUCGUAAAUCAUUAUGAGUCAUGGACAAUUACAAUAAAGGGUCAUUCCACUGUUUCUCAAA
Molecule: messenger RNA, 997 nt
Organism: Seriola dumerili (greater amberjack)
Lineage: Eukaryota; Metazoa; Chordata; Actinopteri; Carangiformes; Carangidae
Gene: ggctb
Product: gamma-glutamylcyclotransferase-like
Exons: 5
Coding region: 54-608 (184 amino acids)
Molecular function (GO): gamma-glutamylcyclotransferase activity
Source: RefSeq, a predicted model, not a curated record